GCAUGAAAAAAUCCAGCACGCGACAUGGGGAAACUCGAGCGCAGUAUUUCCUCUCCGGAACCGUCUUUCACCCGGCAGGGCUCAGCCAACACCCGUCUCCGCUCCCGGCUGAGAGAGGGGACAGCAGACAGUCUCCUAUGGAGCCACGACUCAAGGUCAACUCGGAUGUGACAGCAGCCGCUGCAGGCCCAACGGCCACCGCGCUGUUACGGAUCACAACAGUACACGCGUUUCAGGUGCUCGCCCAGGCUUCGCGCGCAUCCAGGCAGGCUCACGCCUCACCGGGAAGCGGGUGUCCCUGUGCUGUGCGUACCCCGCCUGGGAGCACCUCCUACCCGCUUUUAGCUUCCCAGGGACGCAUCUGCACAAAGACGUCCCCGUGGGGUGAUGCUGGGGCUGGUCUCUGGGUUGGGAAGGUGGAGACCCAGGACCCUGCUCUGUCGGGGCCUCUCGGAGCCCAGAGAUCCUCCUGGAAGACCAAGCUAUUGCUGCUGGACGUACGGCAUCCAGGCUUCUCCUCGGGUGCCCACCUGGCUGGAGGCCAGGGUGGGGUCCCUCGGUGGAUCGUCGAUGGGCUCAGCGUGUCCCCGACAGAAGACAGUGCCUGA
Panthera uncia (snow leopard) is the source of this 608-nucleotide messenger RNA. RefSeq lists its product as uncharacterized. The coding region runs from base 3 to 608 and encodes 201 amino acids. The transcript is spliced from 2 exons. The record is from RefSeq and is a predicted model, not a curated record. Lineage: Eukaryota; Metazoa; Chordata; Mammalia; Carnivora; Felidae.